Messenger RNA from Cucumis sativus (cucumber), 2236 nucleotides. RefSeq lists its product as uncharacterized. The record is from RefSeq and is a predicted model, not a curated record. Bases 370 to 1794 code for a protein of 474 amino acids. The transcript is spliced from 16 exons. NCBI's taxonomy places the organism in Eukaryota, Viridiplantae, Streptophyta, Magnoliopsida, Cucurbitales, Cucurbitaceae.
AUACUUGAGUUUCUCUUGUAUCGUUCAUUAUAAUAAAUUAAGAUCUUGUUCUUGUUAGCAAGGGUUCAAAGACUCCUUGCAUCAAUUUGGUCAGACUUUCACUACCUAAUUAGCAUCGGUUGUCUUAGUGUUCUCUAUUCUUGGUUUAGUUGAAUUCCAUUCUUCCCCACAAAAACAACAUCAUGAAUGUCAAAGAUAUUGACGCAAACGAGGAGCGAUUGAUCGAGUAAGAUUUUGAGUGGGCUUAACUUUUAGGACCAAGAAGAAGAAAGUUGGAUUUCACGUGGCAACGAGGUGAAGAUUGGUAUAAAUAGCCCGAGUUUUGAGGACGUGGCGCUGAAAUAUAAAGCUAAUACAAGGAAAAAGAAAAUGAGGAAAGUGAAGGACAAGUCCGUGCCAAUGCCAAACCCCGAGAUCAACAACACCGGCACUGAUGAAGAAGCAAUCACCGACGCCGGUAACUCUUCUCAAUCCAAUGAUAAUCUCAAAGAUUGGUCAACUUUCCCGGUUGCCAGAUUACCCUCUCGUAACACCUCCUCCAAGUACGAUUUUGUCAAGGUGAAGGUGUGGUUGGGAGAUAACGCGGAUCACUAUUAUGUAUUGUCGCGGUUUUUGCUCAGCAGGAUGUUGACAGUGACCAAGGUACAAGUGCGUCCAAUUCCAAAUCAUGUUGCUAUUAAAAUUGCAUUGGAACUCAAGAAGCUGCUUGUAGAUAAUAGCCUUUUAGAUGUCUCACAAUCUGAUCUGGAAGCUAAUAUUUUCAAGCUCAUGGAGCGGCGUGGUUAUGGGGAAGAGUACAUAAAUCGUUAUAAAAUGAUGACAAGAUUUCACCAUCAAAGGGUCCCCUUGGUGAUUCUUGUAUGUGGAACUGCCUGUGUUGGAAAGUCAACCAUUGCCACCCAACUUGCACAGAGACUUAAUCUCCCAAAUGUGUUACAGACAGAUAUGGUUUAUGAAUUACUACGCACAUCAACAGACGCUCCAUUGACAUCUACUCCUGUAUGGGCACGAGAUUUUAGCUCUCCAGAGGAGUUAAUUACUGAAUUCUGUAGAGAAUGCAGGAUUGUUCGUAAAGGUUUGGCUGGUGAUUUAAAGAAAGCUAUGAAAGAUGGAAAGCCUAUAAUAAUUGAGGGAAUACAUUUGGAUCCCAGUAUAUAUUUGAUGGAUGAUGAAAGCAAGUCACCAGCCAAAGUUUCGGCAAAAGAUAUUGAAAACAAUCCCUUAUCAGCAACAUCAGAAGAUAAAAUUGCAAGACAAAUGGAGCGUAGUUGUCUAGUUGUUCAUCAAUGUAAAAAAGGGAAUGGCACCUGUAUUAAAUGUUCUCAUUCGAAGGAAUGCAUGCACACCAAUCAAGAGAAUGAAGGGUUAGACUCUCUAGAAGCUGUGGGUAUAGCAGGAAAUAGCUCUGGAAUUACAGAUGAAACUCACAAUAAAGAGGAGACAAAUAGAUCUGCUUCUGUCAGGAAAGAGAAGUCUGGUGCUGAGCCAAUAAUAAUACCCAUAGUCUUAAAAAUGGCUGAAUUUGAUCACAAGGCACUACUAGAGGAAUGGAUCUCCCCUCGAACAUUUAGUGACAAAUGUCCUCUCCAGGAUAAAAGUAAGCUUAUAGCUAAUUUAAAGACCAUUCAGGGCUAUCUUUGCUCGUUCAAAUCACAGGGUUUAAUAGUAGUUAAUAUAUCAGCGACUACAUUUCCACAAACACUGGAUUGGCUGCAUGGAUAUAUUCUGCAGUGUAUCGAACAAGGCAUUUCACCUGUAUCAAAUGAAAAUGCAAGUCAGUCUAUUGAACACUAAUUAAGAAAAUAAUUUUUGUUCAUCACAGGUGGAGAAUUCCCACAUACUGUAACAAAGGCUUAUCAACUCAUUCCUAAGGUUCCAGCUUCUCUUUGACAAAAGUUUCAUCAAGACAGUGGCAUAAAAGCUGUUCCUGGUUGAGGUUUGGCCAAAAUAUAUGCUCCUUUGGAAGUUUGUCGCUUGCAACAGUUAUCUGUUAAAGCCAUCUUGUUGUGCAAUUAUAACUUAAUGAACAUUAGCUUCUUGCUCAAGAUAAUAAUUUCUACAAAUGGGUUAUGUUCGUUUGAAGAUUGAAAUUCCGUUUGUAGGUCUCAGGGUUAUGGAAUUAGUUUGGACCCUUUGGAUGAUGUAUUAAAAUAUGGAUAAAACGGAUCUUAUUGUUGUACUAGUCCAAACGAAUCAAAAUCUUCUAAUGGGACAGGCCAAUCCCAAUAUGUUUUAA